AACUAAACAAGCAUUUAUAUAUAUGGGCUACUCUUCUUCAUCUUUAUAUCUUCAACAUUUUCACAUCUUCACUUCGUAUCUCUCUUUCUCUCUCAAUAUUCUCUUUUGAAAAGAUGAAGAGGAAUUGCAACUUGGAACUCCGCCUUUAUUCUCCAUACGUUUCUCAUAGAAAUCACAUGGUUGAAGAAGAAAAAGAUAGUGAUAAGAGUUCAAUGCAAAAUCAGCAACAGCCACUGACCAUUUUCUAUGAUGGCAAGAUGUGUGUUAUUGAUGUCACUGAGUUUCAGGCCAAAUCCAUCUUAAUGUUGGCAAAUGAAAAAGUGGAAGAAAUAGUGAAGACACCAACAUGGUCAGAGGCAUCGACACCAACAACAGUAGAAUCUCCUCAUCAAUUGUAUAGCCCUGGUCAUGCUCUUUCAAUGAAAAUGUCUUUGCAACGGUUUCUACAAAAGAGAAAAAUUAGGAUCCAACAAGCUUCUCCAUAUAAUCAUUAGUAAAAUCAAAUUAGUUUGUUCUUUUCUACGAUAGGCUAUUUAGAGUCAAUUAUUUUUUCUUUUUUGAUAAGUCUUGUUAGGUUUCUUAUACUUUUAUUUGUUUUAUUUAAAAUUAAUUGAUGUUCAUUCAACGCUAUAAAAUUGACAUUUUUCAUAUAGAAAUUUGUAUCGGAAUAAAAUUAGUCUUAAAUUA
Molecule: messenger RNA, 687 nt
Organism: Vicia villosa (hairy vetch)
Lineage: Eukaryota; Viridiplantae; Streptophyta; Magnoliopsida; Fabales; Fabaceae
Product: protein TIFY 5A-like
Exons: 3
Coding region: 114-494 (126 amino acids)
Biological process (GO): regulation of defense response; regulation of jasmonic acid mediated signaling pathway; response to wounding
Cellular component (GO): nucleus
Source: RefSeq, a predicted model, not a curated record